AGGCCCUUGAGGAGAUGCAGAUUCCCCCCUACAAGGAGGAGGAACCAGAGCCAAGGCCAGAAGUGUCAAGUAGUGGAACUAGUGCGUCUGCAACAGCUGAAGAUGCUGUGUCUGCCACCAGUGCUGCAAGUCCAGCCAGCUGCUCAAGCAAGGACAGUGGGAUUAGCAGCAAGGCAGCCACAGACUGCUCGAGCAGUGAGGCAGGCAGCAGUAACAACAGCUCGAUGGUGAGUCCAUCAUCUGGCCCCUUGUCAUCACUCCCCACAUCAGCACAACCUCCUAGCCCCGGCAUGUCAACAUCCACACAGGCAACAACCCCAACAGCUUCGCCCACUGCUACCUCUGCAGGCAACGGUAGUGAUGGUGAGGAUGAGGGCAUUGCAGAUGCAGACAGUGGCGCAGGUUCUUCCAAUGUCAACAGUGACCAGAGUGCAAGCGAGGAUUCCUCCCUGACCAGUGACAGUGACAGAACUUUGGUUGGAGACCCACCUGAAGACAAAUUGUCCGACACAAGUAAUUCACCAGACUAUAGGAAUGUUUCCUCGCCAUCAUCCCCUGAGGACAACGGCAGAGAAACAAAGGAUGAUGACAAUGGUUGGGGUUUGCCUAUUUUCCAGGACACCGAUGUCGUUUGGGGGGAUGAGGACAAGGAGACGGAGGUUAAGCGCUACUUCAGAGCUGAGUACUUCACAGAAGACCAGACCAAUCAGAAAAUGUUGCGAGUGUUUGUGGAUAAGAGAAUAACAAUUGGUCAGCUCAAGAACGAAAUGCAGCCAUGGGUCGGCGUCUCACAAGAUCACUUUAAGCUUUUUAAGAUAUAUUCAAACAGGUAUGUGAGGUUUGGGUUCCAACCUUUCUUAAAAUAAUUGCAAUGUUGAAUA
Penaeus vannamei (Pacific white shrimp) is the source of this 881-nucleotide messenger RNA. NCBI's taxonomy places the organism in Eukaryota, Metazoa, Arthropoda, Malacostraca, Decapoda, Penaeidae. The record is from RefSeq and is a predicted model, not a curated record.